This is a messenger RNA of Nelumbo nucifera (sacred lotus), 1342 nucleotides long. The record is from RefSeq and is a predicted model, not a curated record. Lineage: Eukaryota; Viridiplantae; Streptophyta; Magnoliopsida; Proteales; Nelumbonaceae.
AAAAAAUGAAAGACUGAAUAAAUGAGGGAAGAAAAGAACAUGCCAUUAAAGCCCAGCGGAUCUUCCUCGAGGUCAGUAAUGGCCUCCCUGGGCUCUCUCUCAUUUCUCUUCUCCAAUUCCAAACCCCAUUCCUUCCUUCCCUCAAACCCUAAUGCGAACAGUAGACUACGCCUCUCUCGAACCCAUAUCCUCAAUUUCUCUGCGAAUUCGGAUCAGAAGAAUGRGCUCAGCGAUUCGCCAGUCUCUGAGAAGAAAUCCUUCGCGGUGGCCACGGGAGAGCUCUUCCUUGGGCUAGCGUCGAGGUUUAUAAGGAGGAGUAACUCUAAUGGAGAUGGAGAUUCUGUUUCGGUCCCAGUUACGAUGUUCAGAGACGCCGAGAAUUCGAAACAGGAGGCGUACUUGUCGGGGCGGAGGGGGAGAAUUGCGACGGUUGUGGAGGACACAAUUGAACCGGCGAUCAUUUGGGAGCAGCGGGUGAAGGACGUGAAGGCGGAGAGGGAUCGUAGACAGAUUACGAGCCCUGGGUUUAGCUUCUCUGCUGCUGGACUUCUCUUCCCUUAUCAUCUAGGUGUUGCUCAGUUCCUUAUAGAGAAAGGAUAUAUAAAGGAAACCACACCAUUAGCUGGUUCCUCAGCUGGUGCUAUUGUCUGUGUGGUGAUUGCCUCUGGAAGCAGCAUGCAAGAGGCCCUAAAAGCUACCAAAUUACUGGCUGAAGAUUGCCGUCUUAGAGGAACUGCAUUUCGCCUUGGGGUUCGUGUUUGUGCUUUCCCAGCUGAUAGAUUGGGAUUGAAAGGAAUUGGGAUUAGUCCAGAUUGCAACCCAGAGAAUAGGGCUAGCCCCAGAGAGCUUUUUAAGUGGGCAUUGGAGCCAGCAGAAGAUUAUGUUCUUGACAGGCUAUUUGAGCUUGGAUAUCUGGAUGCGGCUGUAUGGGCAGAGCAGAAUUCAGUGGAUAAAAUAGUGGAACAUGAAAACAACCCCAACUAAAUCUUGGAUUCUUCUGUACCUCAGCAUUCCUGGUCAAUGARGACCUGGAAGAAGAUAGGAUCUGAUCUCUGGGUGACUAAUGCAAUUCCUGGAUCCUGGUAUUUCACAUUGAAGUAAAGGGAGUACAGGGAGAAUUCUGAUCCAUAUUGCAAGAUUAUGCCAAUGGCGUCUACUGACCUUUGGAGCCUGUUCUUGGAUUGGCUUUUAGAUCUUCAGCAGAAAAAGAGUCAACCCUGGAAAUACAUCAUGGAGCUAUAGAUGGUUGGCCAUAUUAAGCAGUAAAAGAAAGAAGAAGAAAGAAAUAGGACUGAGAACUUAGAAUGAGAUUAUAAAAUUAAAUUUUGUAAAAAAAACUUCA